CACCGACCUGGGUGCCAUGCCGCUUUUGUUAUUUACAAGUCCGCGGGGUUUGGCUUGCUCUUCAAUUCUGAGCCUUCCAUCCUGGCUCAGCUUCCCUUUUUUAGGCCUUCUAUACGGAGUACGAAAAACCUUUUGAAAUCGGCUGUAUGUCUGCAAGCUUUUGAGAUAACGACGCAAGAGAGCUGUUGGAAAAAUACAGGGAUAAAAACCAAUUCAAAGUUUUUUUAUGCAGCGAAUGUCUUGCCACAUUGACCGGCCUGGUCCUGAACUCCCGCGCAAUAUGGAAAAUCCUUUGCCAUACGCUGCGGGGGGAAGUUUGCAAGUCAUAUACAGAAGAGCACGAACCAGAGCGCGAAACCAUGUGCUUGCACUAUUUCGGAUCGUACAGCAGCAAGAAUAUUGCGGCCAAGCGGUAGAUGCUCCGGGAUCGGGGAAAACGGUCAAUCCAUCGUCGCCAACAAGUAUAACACGACAAAAAUGUGUCCUUACUGUGUGCAUCAUAAUUGAACAUAUCAUCGCUAUCGCCGAAACCGUAAGCUUGGGCGCGCAUCAAAGUUGGUCGUUCACUGCCGAAAUCUCGCAUUGCCCGGCAAGGCCAUUGAUUCUACGACAGGGAGUCGUCUUACAAACGAUAGUGUCGACACUCUUCAACAAGGCCUUUUCGUUUACAGUCACCGUUGAUGGACAGGCGUUGCCAGAAUACCGACGGUCCAAUCAAAACACGAGAUAUAAACUCACAACAACAAUCUCAAAAUACGCUUCGGACCGAGUAUGGUCAUUGAGUGUCACCGGCCGACACGGAUAAAGCAACUUCUUUUUUCUAUCUCCGUUGCGUGUAUAAUAGACCGGUCGGUUUGGAAUUCCUAAUUUUUUUUCGUUUUAGCACGGUUUUCUUUCUUUAGAUUUUCAUGAGUA
This is a messenger RNA of Radiomyces spectabilis, 915 nucleotides long. RefSeq lists its product as uncharacterized. The record is from RefSeq and is a predicted model, not a curated record. Lineage: Eukaryota; Fungi; Mucoromycota; Mucoromycetes; Mucorales; Radiomycetaceae. The transcript is spliced from 2 exons. The coding region runs from base 227 to 805 and encodes 192 amino acids.